AUGAUGUAUAUUCCUCAAGAUCGUCUCUCUUGUAGAAGAGAUAGUGGUAGUAAUGAUUAUAAUACAGUUGAUCAUACCAAUCAAGGAAAUUCAUUUAAUAAUUUUGGUAGUUUACGUCGAUCGUUAAGGCAGAUGAAUCCUUUUAAAAGUAAACUAUUCAGGUUACCCGCAACACCAAGGUUAUCAAGAAAAAAUAAAGAUUCUAGUGGUGUUGAAACAACAGGAUGGAAUUUUGAAAGACCUUCAUCUGUAACUUCAUUAAGAGAAUCUAUUUCUAAUUUAGAUAACAAUAUUUCAUCACAAAAUCUUUCAACUAAUAAUUAUCAUAAUUCUCCAUCAUUAAUGAUUAGAAAAACAAAUGGUGAACAUAUUAAAAUAGAAUCAUUUAGAAAAUCAUCUGUUGAUAGUUCAUUUGAUACAAAAAGCACUACAUCAUCAACACUUCGAAGUUCUUCAUUUCGAGUAGGUCGAGGGUCUAUUUCAUCAACAAUUCCAAAAGACAAUAAUCCUAAUGGGCUUUUGCCACCAUCGGGAAAUAUUCAAACAUCAACUCAUAUUACUACUACUACUAAUAAUAAUAAUAAUAAUAAUAAUAAUCGCUUAAGUUAUAUUGAUAGUCUUAGAAAAGGACAAAUAAAUGAUGAGACGGAAAAACAAAAAAUAUUAAUCGAGGGUACAAGAGGAUUACAAUUAUCUCCUCCUAUUGAUAAAAGAAAUAGUUGUUAUCAAAGAUUACCAAAUAAUCAAUAUUCUUCUAAUGGUGAAGUAUAUGAUGCUCAUUGGCGAACAAAUUCAUUAACACCACAACUUGAUGUAAUUCCACAUCAAGGAAUGUCAUUUUCAGCACAAAUACCUUCACCAUGUAACUCAACAAUAUCUUUACUAGGUACUGCUUCUAAAAGUUCAAUAAAAAAUGGAAAUUUUGGUUCAUCAUCUGUUAGAUCUGCAAAAGAAGUUCCAUUUCAAAGAGCAUCUGUUUUAGGUUUUUUCAAUAGAUCUGAAGAAGGAACACAAUCAGCUAGAAAUAGUUUUAGAGGACCGACAUCUCCUACUAAUUUUAAUAACUCGUUUGAAGUAAAAAGUUAUCAAACAUCAACUAAUUCACUUCUUAAAAGUGAAUUAUCAUUCAAUAAUGAAAAUAAUUCAUAUAGGUCACCUUUGAACAUAACACAAUUAUUUACUUUGGAAGAUUUCACUGUACCGUGUGAAAUUGACACAGUUUUUGUUGGACGAGAAUGGCUUUUUAAGGAACUUUAUAGAAUGUCAGUUAUUGAAAAAACUCAAUUUUGUGUUAUUGAAGGAGCUAAUGGAUCAGGAAAAUCUGCUAUUAUCAAACAUAUUAUACUACACAGUCCUUUUUUCCUUAAAAAAACAAUCAAUGGAGAUACCGUAGAUUCUGGUAUAGUUUUAGAAUCAAAUGAAUCAUCAUUGACAUGUAUAAAUUUAAGCUCAAAAUAUUAUGAAUGGCUUCGUCAAAUUUCUAAUCGUGUUGUAGCAUAUCAUAAUUGUAGAUUAUAUUCAGCUUCAAGUUGUGCAAUACCAGAAUUUAUUUGUAAUCUUGUAGCACAAUUUGUACAAUGUAGCAAAUUUUAUCCAUUAACUGAAUUUUUAAGUAAACCUGAAAAUUCAAAUUAUCUUACAGCUGUUAGUAAUCCAAUGGAAUGUUGUAAAUAUGAUCCUGUAGAAUUGUUUAAAAAAGCUAUUGGGGAAAUAUUAUGUAAUAUGCAUGAUUUAACAAAAGAUGAACCAUCUAAUUGUUGUAUUAUAUUAAUUGAUUCAUUAGAUGAGGCAGAUUUUCAUCGUCUUGAAGAUGGUGAAUCUAUAUCAUGGUUUUUAUCACAAAUAAGAAGUUCUAUACCUUCAUGGUUACGUUUUAUUUUAACUUCAUCUAAUCAAGAUGUUAUUCAUGCUUUAAAUAUUCGAUCAGUUCAUAUAGAUGAUUCAGAAAUGGAUGAAAGAAUAUUACGUGAUUGUCGAUUACUUAUUGAAAAUUCACUAAGCAGUUAUUCAGAUUGUGAAGAAUAUGAAGGAUUUGUAGAUAAAGUUUUACAUUUUUCACAGGGAAAUAUGCUUUUUAUUCAUAUGAUUAUUGAUCUUGUAGAUAGAGAAUUAAUUAAAGUAUCUUCUCAUGUACCAAAUGAUAUUUCUCAAUUAUAUUUAAUAUAUUUUAAAAAUAUUUUUAAAUCAGAAGAAACAUUUGAAGCUGUAUCUCCAAUAUUAGCUGUUAUUAUUGCAUCAUUAAGGCCACUUAAAUUUAAUGAAUUAUUACAAAUUUUAAAUUCAAGGAAUGAGGAACCUUAUAUGACAGAGGAUAAUUUAACAGCAUUAUUAUCAUUAAUGAUACCUUUAUUAUCAAGAUUACAAAAUGGUUCUGUUAUUAUUAGUCAUCAAACAUUUAGAGAAUGGAUAAUUAAAUGUGCUAAUCAGGCAAAUUAUAUUGUUGAUGUAAGACAGGGUCAUAUUCUUCAUGCUAUGAGUUAUGUUAGAAAUUAUGAUAAAUUAUCUAUUGAUCAAAUUUUUGAAUUAGCACAUCAUUUACUUAAAGCUAAUCCUUAUAAAUAUAUGAAAAAUGGAAUUGGUGAUGAUUUACCUAAAGGAAAAGAUUGUCAAUUAGUUUGGUUACAAAUGGCUGGACAAUCAUUAAUAAAAACUUCAUUACUUUAUCAUAAAAAUAUUAUUUAUCCUAAUUCAAAAGUUUCUCGUUUACUUUUAUUAGCAGGAGCUGAUGCUAAUGUUUGUUGGUCAGAUUCACAGGAACCUAUUUUAUUUGGAUAUGCACGAACAAAUAACGUCGCAAUGAUUCAAUUGUUGCUACAAUUUGGAGCAGAAGUUGACUACAGAUGUCCUAAUACUGGAUCAACAGCUUUAAUGGAAGCUGCUAAAAAAGGUAAUAUUGAAGCAACAAAAGUACUAUUAAAAUUUGGAGCAAUAUUUUAUAAUCAAGAUGAAGAAGGGCUAUGUGCUUUAAGUCAUGCUGCUGCUGGCGGACAUAUAAAUUUAGUUAUUUUUCUUUUAGAAGAAUCAGAUAAAAUUAAUCACCAAAAUAGUAUAAAUCAGGGUAAUUUUAAUGCACCAAUUGCUUAUCUUCAAAGUAGUUCUAUAAAUAAAGCAUUUGAAAGUGCUGCAAGUUUUGGUAAAGUACAAAUAUGUAAAUAUUUAUUAGAUUUUACUGAUGCUAUAACUGAUAUGUCAACUGCUAUGUGUUCUGCUUGUACUUCUGGUCAAUCUGAAACUGUUCAAUUUUUAUUGUCUAGAGGUGCUUAUUUAUCUAUGAAUCAAUAUUGGAAUGGAAAAUCUGCUUUAAUUUGUGCCAUAGAAAGUGGAAGUUGGGAUUUAGUUGUUAAUGUUUUAUCAACUGGUAAUAUUGAUGUAAAUACAGAUCGUUGUGAAAAUGCAUAUACACCGCUUAUUGUUGCUUCAAGAAAAGGUCAUGUUGGAUUAGUAGAUUUAUUAAUUAAUCAUGGUGCAAUUUUGGAUAUACCAGAUAAUACAGGAAAGACUGCUGUUAUUCAUUCUAUAAUUUGUAAACAUGCUUCUACUGCUGCUUUAUUAAUAGAUCGUGGAGAGUAUAGUAGUAAAUGUUUAAUAGAUAAAUUGCUUGAUCUUGGAUUAUCUUUAGAAGAAAAAAAUAAUGAUGGAUUAAGACCUAUUGAAGUUGCAAUAAAAUAUAAAAAUAGACUUGCAAUGGAUGGAUUUUUAAGAAAAGGAGCCAGACUUCGUGCUACAACAUGGAAAUUGGCAAUAGAAAUUGAUCCAGAAAUGACAUUAAUUUUAAUAAGAAAAUUAUUAGAUGAUGCAUCAUUUUUAUUAAGAAAAAAAUUAAUAAAUGAUGCAAUGCACAGAUUUCAUUAUGCUUUAGCUAGAUGUAAUGAAUUACUUGAAAUAUUUGAAUCAUCAAAUCUUAGUAAUAAUGAACGUAAAAAUUUUUCUAAAAUUAUUCCACAAUUGAAACAUUUUAAACUUCAAAUACUUUUUGCUACAGCUCGUUUAAAUCGUAAAAAUGGUGAAUUAAUGGAAGCUAUAGAAAAUUGUAGCGAUGCAUUAACAUUAGCACAAGACAAUGAUGAUCAUCGUUGUGAACUUUAUUUACUUCGUGCUAAAUGUUUUUUUGAUGCACAAAAUGUAAGUAGAGCUCGAAGAGAUGCUGAAAUUGCCAAUGGUAUAAAACCUGGUAAUAUAGAUGUACAAACUUUGCUAAAUAUCUUAUGUAUGCCAACUGGUGACAGAAGUUAA
Molecule: messenger RNA, 4233 nt
Organism: Strongyloides ratti
Lineage: Eukaryota; Metazoa; Nematoda; Chromadorea; Rhabditida; Strongyloididae
Product: Ankyrin repeat and Tetratricopeptide-like helical domain and Ankyrin repeat-containing domain and P-loop containing nucleoside triphosphate hydrolase domain-containing protein
Exons: 4
Coding region: 1-4233 (1410 amino acids)
Molecular function (GO): protein binding
Source: RefSeq, a predicted model, not a curated record